Molecule: messenger RNA, 2802 nt
Organism: Didymosphaeria variabile
Lineage: Eukaryota; Fungi; Ascomycota; Dothideomycetes; Pleosporales; Didymosphaeriaceae
Exons: 1
Coding region: 1-2802 (933 amino acids)
Cellular component (GO): cytoplasm
Molecular function (GO): protein binding
Source: RefSeq, a predicted model, not a curated record
AUGGCUCCAUCAAAGACCCUCGAGCUAUGCAACAAGGUCACUGCCCAGGGCAAUAGCAUCUCUAUACGCAUGCUGGAGUACCUCUCCUCGGCCAAGAACCCAGUCCAUGGCAUUCAAAUCCUUGCGAACGAGUUUCUCGACCUGAGCCGCCUCAUCUGGUCGAUUGAAGCUGGCUUGACAGAAUCAUCCCACAAGCGUAAUGCAAUCCCCGCUGAGGUUACCCAAGAACUCGACAAACAGUUCCGCAGAAUCAACGAUGAGUUCAUCGUAGUCAACCAAAUGAUGCUCAAGUUCCUGGACAACGAGAGCAAGAAGGGCGGCUUUGGGAGAGCAUUCCGCAUGAUGUUCGCUGACACCGACGUCGACAAGAUUCGGAACACGCUGAUGAAGAGUCGUGAUCAGUUGAAGAUGAGCUCCGCCAUGUUUCGAUGGUCGCUUGGAGAUGCUAAAGCCGAUUCACAAAUGGGAAUUGGGUAUACUGGGCUGAUCGCAGCUCUCGAGCGCUUGAACCCAGGCAAGAGUAACGUUCUUCUGCCUAUGCAACCACCGCCUACCUCAUCACCGCCCGAUGUACCUUCAAAGCAACCCUCCAUGCAGGCUGUUUCGAUAGACCACAGAUCACCGGACCAUUCGUCUAUGCAACGAGCACCGCUCGGGGGAUUAGACAGUGUCCCGUCUAAUUUUGACCAACAACAACAGCAACAACGCCCUCACACGCCGCUCCGAGACCGACCAUCGAACCACGACUUCCGCAGGGAUGAGAAGAGAGAAGACUCCGGCAUUUCGCCCGGCAUCGUUGAUCUCCACAAUCACUGGCGUGCUCCUAGCGUACGAUCGAGCAGCACGACCCGUUCCGUUCGUGAUACAAUGUAUCAGCACAAUGGCCAGUACCAUGGGCAACCAGGCUAUGGGCAACAUUCAUCAGACGAUUCCGCUAGAUCACGCGCUUAUAUCGAUGAGGAUCUACACAACCUCUCGAUUCAAGAGCGUUACUCAGUUGACCAAGCGCACUCGAGGCAACUAGACGGCCCAUUGGGAUCGCAGUGGGCCCCCCGGCAACAAGCGGGCUCUAUGCAGUCAGGUGGCAAGGGCGCUCUCGCUGACGCUGUGUACCAAAAGAGGCACCGAGUCCUCGAACAAAUGCUUGACGGUGGCGCCAGAGCAGACCCACGGCUAGAAGCCACUAUGCUACGGACAGCAGUGCAGAACCGUGACGUUGACAGCCUCGCUUUACUUUUGAGGUAUGGCGCAAAUGCCGACGGACCGGACAAGGACGAUGUGACGCCCCUUCUUGCGGCAGUCGAGCUCUCAUUCUUCGAAGGAGCGAAGCUACUCUUGAAAGCCGGUGCCGACCCAAAUCUUUCAGCAGGUCCUAAUUCCGAGUCACCGUUCUGCUUGGCUGCUUGCGACAACCGCAAUGACCUAGUCCAGCUUAUGCUUACGCACGGCGGAGACGCAGGGUUCAUCAUGGAGAGCGGCAGCACGACGCUUGUUCAGUGCAUGAACAAGACAGUGUCGCCAAGGCUGGUCGAGCUGUUAUUGAAAAACGGUGCCGAUGCCAACGCAAAGAAUGGCGAAGGCGCUACCGCGCUGUUCCAGGCUAUCCAGGCCAACCGAGUGGACCUGAUGACAGUGCUGCUUGACAACGGUGCCAACCCCAACCUGCCUGCACCCAAGCACCCUCUCUGGCCUAGCACCUAUAAGCCAAAAGCUCUUCAGCUCAUGCUCUCUCGUGGUGCUGACUGGAAGAAAACGCCUGGAAUUAUGGAGCUGGCUUCAAGUCUGAAGAAGAUGGAGUCUAUCCAGAUUCUCAUCCAAGCAGGCGUCUCUCCCAAUGUUAGGAAAGACAACAUCUACACACCUCUUUGCUCAGCGAUUCGGGAUAAUAGCGCGGACAUCGUCACCUACCUUCUCGAACAUGGUGCCGAUCCGAACCUCAAUGCAGCCGAAUAUCCAGCCUUCAAAUGCAUAACACAUGACCGAGUACACUUCCUGCCUCAGCUCCUCGCUGCGGGCGUUGAUCUCCGCAGUCCGAAGGGUAUCAUCGAAACUGCUGUCGCACAUAACAAUAAGGAUGCCCUGAUGUGGCUACUUGACCAAGGCGUAUCUCCUAAUGAUCGCAGCCCCGAAGGAAACACGCCCCUUACCACAGCUAUCCGUGAGGAACGCCUCGAGAUGGUGGAUAUACUCCUCGCCAACGGUGCUGAUUCCGCCAUCCGCGGCGCAGACUGGCCUCUAUGCAUGGCUGUUAAGCAGCCCGCAAUCCUCAAGAAGCUCCUCGCUGCUACGCCUAAUCCCCGCGCCUUCCGUGGAGUCAUCGAGAUGGCUGUCGUCGCCAACCAGCUGGAAAGCAUCAAGAUGCUCCUCGCAGCGGGUCUCAGUGUAGAGGAUAAGAACUGCGGCGUGUUCUCACCACUCACAACGGCCAUCCGCGAACGCCACAAGCACAUCGUGCGUUAUCUGCUCGAUGAAGCCAACGCUGACCCGAACGCACCGGGAGAGCACCUACCUCUGGUCAAGGCCCUGCGCAGGCUGCUGCCUGGCGACACUGAGAUCCUGCAAAUGCUACUUACGCGUGGCGCCGACAUCAACAGAAUGCACCGCGGAUGGAACGCCAUCCUGCAGGCCGUUGAGAACGGCGAUGCCGAUAUCCUGCGGCUGCUCAUCGAGAAGGGCGGCUCCGUGGACCUCCAAGCAAUCGACGACGCCGGCCGUCCUGUCGUCGAUCUUGUCUCAGAGCGAGGCUGGGAGGAAGGGAUGGCGUUGCUGUUCCCUAAUGCGCAGACGAGGCAGAAGCAGUAG